AUGGGAAACACCAGUGGGUCAUCUGUGGCGGAACUACAAGCUUGUGAGAGUCAUCAGUGGUACAGGAAGUUCAUGACAGAAUGCCCAUCUGGACUUCUUACAUUUUACGAGUUCAAGCAAUUCUUCGGCCUGAAGAAUCUGUCCAUUACCUCGGAUUCCUACGUUAGGACUAUGUUCACAACGUUUGACAUGAAUGAUGAUGGCUUCAUUGAUUUCAUGGAGUAUGUAGCUGCUCUGAGCCUGGUGCUGAGAGGAGGCGUGCAGCAGAAGCUCCGCUGGUACUUCAAACUGUACGACAUAGACGGGAGUGGAUGCAUUGACCGUGAUGAGCUGCUUCUCAUAAUUAAGUCCAUCCGUGCAAUCAACGGUAUCAACUAUGAGAUAUCAGCAGAGGACUUUGCUAACAUGGUGUUCGACAGGAUCGACAUCAAUGGAGAUGGUGAACUCUCCUACGAAGAGUUCAUGGAGGGGAUUCAGAAGGAUGAAAUUCUGCUUAAGAUGCUAACAGAAAGUUUGGACCUUUCACACAUUGUCCAAAAGAUUCAAGGAGAGUUGAGAGGAAACAAAUGAUAUUUCCCGCUGUGAUUGUCAGACCCACAGGGUCAGAUAAUGAAUGGUUAAUGCAGGUAGGGGUCCCAGUUGAACUGAGCAACGCCCCUGUAAUUCCCAGCCAAAUGGACCUCGAAAUAUGUAUAUUUUUUAAAUGUGCCACAGCUGGAUGACUUGAUCCAGGAUGACCCACGAAGCACCAUCAAGACAAAUGGAUGUGGCUCACAUAAUCAUUGAGCUACUUAGACUUUCAACCAACCAACUUAGCAAAACUGUGAUCAAGAUACAAAGAUACAGAAUGCUCUCGUAGAUCCCACAGUUCCCUAAACAAAACAAAAAAACUAAAACUAAACAAACAUGUAAUUAACAAGAAAUCUUGUGUAAAAAAAAAAUCACCAUGACAAAGACUCUUAUCAAAACAGCUUGAACAAAUCUGUGUCAUAAAGAUGAAAAUAGAUUUUUUUUUUAUGUACCCUUGUUCAUCCUCUGUUGUUGAAAUGAGACAUUGCAUAAUUUCUGUCCAAUGUAAAUACAUAAAGUGCCAUUAUUUACAUGCUCUCAAAUGUGUGACUAUGGGUGUUUAGGUUAAAGUAGUAAAUCAAGAACUGCACAGCAAAGCCCCCAAGAUUUCCAUUAUGCUGACUCAUUGCAGACAUGUCAACACUGAGGUUGCUUUACUAAAGAGUAGCUGGAAUAUAGUUUUAAAAUAAACUCUCAGAAAUCA
This is a messenger RNA of Notolabrus celidotus (New Zealand spotty), 1273 nucleotides long. RefSeq names its product guanylyl cyclase-activating protein 1 (gene guca1ab.2). The transcript has 4 exons. Bases 1 to 570 code for a protein of 189 amino acids. Gene Ontology annotation, cellular component: cone photoreceptor outer segment; photoreceptor inner segment. Gene Ontology annotation, molecular function: calcium sensitive guanylate cyclase activator activity; calcium ion binding. Gene Ontology annotation, biological process: visual perception; positive regulation of guanylate cyclase activity. NCBI's taxonomy places the organism in Eukaryota, Metazoa, Chordata, Actinopteri, Labriformes, Labridae. The record is from RefSeq and is a predicted model, not a curated record.